Molecule: messenger RNA, 2337 nt
Organism: Bemisia tabaci
Lineage: Eukaryota; Metazoa; Arthropoda; Insecta; Hemiptera; Aleyrodidae
Source: RefSeq, a predicted model, not a curated record
UAAAUGAGACGAGGUUUUUGCCCUGUUCCCGCGGGGGCGGCGACAGACUCGGAACAGCAGUUAAGCAAACUCCGAUAUGCGUUUAACGUAUGCACCUGUUAUUUUUUCAGGUGUUCGUCGCGGGCCUGACGUUGAUCGGGCGGGCAAGCGCCGCCGCCGUCCCAGAGCCGGAGUCUGCUCCAACCGGCUUCGUCUCCAUCCCGGCCCGACAUGGAGAUCCCUCGUUGUCUCCGGAGAGAAUCACUCUGGAGACCGCCUCCGCCUCCACGGGCCCCAGAAAGAAAGCAACGUCACUCAAGAAAAAGAAAUGGCCCAAGAAGUUAUUCUGGGUGAAGGGAUCCUCGCCGAAACCCGCCUCGACAACGACGACGCCGACACCCGAUUCUCAGAGGUUCGCCUACCUCGAAGGGAUCCGGAGUGCUCUAGAGAGGAAGAAUGUCGGAUUAAGACCGCAUGAGUACUUGGACGCCAUGCGAUCCGAGCUCCAGGCGAAGAGGGUGGAGGAGGCUGUGCGGUUGAGUUUGUUCGAGUAUCUCCUCGCUCUGUUUAGUCCUCCGCCGCCUCCUAUCGUGACCGCGAAACCACCCGUGGAGGUGGAGGAGGAGGAGGAGGAGGGGUCGGAGUAUCUGGAUGAGAUCGGGAUGGACGCUGAGGAUGAGUAUUACGACGCGGAUGAGGAAUGGAUCAAGGAGGUCAUGGAAACCUCGAAUGAUUUUGAUGGAGAUUUGACUGAUGGUAAUACCACGGAUUCCACGAAGGAACCCGAGCGUAAACCGGAGGAGACUGAGCCGGGAGAAACGGAGGCGAGCGAUGAUAAACCGGCCGAUCGGAAACCGGAUGACGCCAAACCAGCAGGCGAUAAAGCAGCUAGUCUGAAACCGGCUGACGCUAAACCGAUAGAUGAGAAACCGGAUGACGCUAAACCCGCAGAUAAGAAAUCGGAUGACGUCAAAAUAGCUGAGGAUAAACCGACAGGCCAAAAACCGGCUGACGCCAAAGCAGGAGAUCAGGAAACGGCUGACGCCAAAGUAGCAGAUCAGAAACCGGCUGACACCAAAGCAGCAGAUCAAAAACCGACUGAAACCGAAGCAGCAGAUCAAAAACCGAAUGACGGCAAAGCAGAAAAUCAGAAACCAGAUGACGCUAAAGCAGCAGAUCAGAAAACGGCUGACGCAAAAGUAGCAGAUCAGAAACCGAAUGACGCCAAAGCAGCAAAUCAGAAACCGGAUGACGCUGAAGCAACAGAUCAGAAAACGGAUGACGCCAAGCCAGUUGACCAGAAACCAGCAAAAGCAGCAGAUCAGAAAUCAAAUAACGUCAAACCAACACAUCAGAAACAGGAUGACGCCAAACCAGCGGACCAGAAACCGGACGUGAGCAAACCCACCGAGGUCAAACCAGUUGGGAAGAAAACACCCGACGAAAUAAAUGUCAAGAAAGACGACAAGAAGCCAGAAGACGCCAAGUUAGAGGAUUCAAAACGUGAAGAUCUUAAACAGGAUGACGUUAAACUGGAAACCCCUGAAAGCUCCUCUAAAUUCGAAUCGAAAACCGUCGACCAAAACUUACCGAUCGAAAGCUGGAGCGCCCUGCAAGCGACCUCAAAAGAGAUCGAAGAGUCUAUCGCUCACCUGAAACGCGUCAUGAACACUGCCAAACCUGCUCAAGAUAAAACGGGUCGAAAUUCGAUGGAAAGACAAGCUUUCCUCGGAAAUCUGGGCUACGGCGGGGUUGCCGGCCUAUUCGAUCCAAUGUUGAUAUGGACGAUGCUCUACCAAGGCGUGUCGCAAGCAGGGUCCCAGCUAGUCAAUGCCGCUUUGAGUGACCCUCACUUUCAGGCAAAGCUCCAGGCGGCCAAGAAGCAGAAGCAGAAGGUGCAGCAGGAAUCCCCGCUAAGGAGGGAGAGCUUCGCUGAGGACAACGAGCUGAACUUAAAGUUUCAGGAUAGUAUCGAGACAGUCAUGAGUGAACUUGGCAGAGAGAUCAGCCCGAAACCAACUUAUGGACAGAAUUCAGUUGUGCUUGAAAGUAAGCAGGGGAAAGCAGGAGCGAAGGGGAAGAAACAGUCAGAACCAAUUGCGAGCUCAACCACGAGGAGCCGGUUGGAUGGUGAUUCCAACUGGGGUGAUUCAUUGCUGACAACGGAAGAGGAAUCGGAGGACUCCACGAUAUCGCCGAAACUCCCGGCGUUUUGGUUUAAACAUUGAGUGAGUAUCGUGAUCCCUAGAAGCAACGACUGUUUGAAAACUUUAAACAAUUUCGUAAAUUUUAAAAGGCAACUCUUGAAAAAAUUGUCAAAAUUUACAUUUUCGGCUACUCUUAAAGAUUAUUUUUAAG